Paramecium sonneborni is the source of this 636-nucleotide messenger RNA. The record is from the annotation of a GenBank genome assembly. NCBI's taxonomy places the organism in Eukaryota, Ciliophora, Oligohymenophorea, Peniculida, Parameciidae.
AUGGUUGAUACUCAAAAAAUUGUUGGAAUAGUAUUCUCUAAAUUAGAAUCAUAACGAUCUCAUCCUACUUAUAUUUUGACAACUAAGACUGGCAACAUGAUUUAUAGAUAAGCAUCUAAUUUACCAUCUGAAUAAAUUGAAAAGUUUAACCUUAUUUUUAGUAAACAUUUUGCAGAUAAAUUGUAUCCAACUUAAAAAAAAAGACUCUUUUAUAAAGGAACUGAGUUAGAAGUUAGUGAUUUAGAAUUUGAUGAUGAUGAUUUCGAUGAUUCUAAGUCCACUAAAUAACAUUGUAAUUGUAAUUCUCAAUCUAAAUAAAUAAAUAAUUCUCCAGAUCAAUCUCUAAAUGCUACAUAAAAUAAUCAAUAAUAACCUUAAUCUAAACAAAAUGUUAAAUUAUCAUCAAUUAAUAUUUUGAUAUAUGAAAAAAUUGAGGGAGAAUUUUAAUAGGUUAGUAGAAUUGAUAGCAGUCAAAUUAAAAAUAUUAUAAAAUGGGAAUAAGCAAAUAUUGGAAGGAAAAAAUAAGUUAUGUUAUGUAUUUCAGAGAAUUGUUUUGUAAAAUUAGCAGAUUUAAGAUUUAAGAAUCCAUCGUUAGUUCUUGAUUUUGUUUUAAAUAACUGUAUACUUGUUAAAUGA